Molecule: messenger RNA, 1113 nt
Organism: Sipha flava (yellow sugarcane aphid)
Lineage: Eukaryota; Metazoa; Arthropoda; Insecta; Hemiptera; Aphididae
Product: coiled-coil domain-containing protein 124
Exons: 5
Coding region: 246-863 (205 amino acids)
Biological process (GO): transcription by RNA polymerase II
Cellular component (GO): nucleus
Molecular function (GO): transcription coactivator activity
Source: RefSeq, a predicted model, not a curated record
CAAACCACUAAAAUAUUUAACAAUAUAUCGUUAUCUAUAGCUAACUCCGGUAGACUUACUCAAUCUAUUAUCAUACUAUCAGUCAAAGUAAAAUACAAUCCGAUGUUCGCAAAAAAAAUUUGUUAAGGUUGAAAGUCCAACUACAGGACUAUUGAAUUAAGUACAGUUUCUAGUCUUUACAUAGUUUCAUUUUCAAGUUGCAAUUAGUGCAAAGAAUCUUCUAGGAGACAACUUGUGUGUUCAAAAUGCCUAAAAAAUUUGUUGGUAUGAAUUCUAAAGCCUUGGAAGCCAAAGCUCGCAAAGAUGCUAUUAAGCAAGAAGCAGAUUUAAAAAAAAAAAAAGCAAUUGAAGAUGAAUUGUGGAAAGAUGAUGACAAAAAUGCUGCCAAAAAACAAAAAAGGAAGGAAGAAAAAGAAAAGAAAAGAAUUGAUCAAAUAGAAAAGAAACGAGAAGCACAAUUACUUUUGGAAGAAGAACUUCGUGAAAUCAAGACAAAACAAAUCAACCAAAAAAUUACUAGACACGAACUUAUGAAAGAACUCGAUACUCCAUCAGUUCCUAAGAUGGAAAUGGCUUUAAAUGAUGAAAGUCCAAUUGAAGAAAAUUUGAAUCGUUUGACAAUGCAUGACGAAGAAGCACGGACAGUUGAUGAGGCUCUUAAUAUGUUAAACCCUUCUCAAAAAUUUUUGGACAAGCAUCCUGAAAAAAGGCUUAAAGCAGCAUAUACUGCUUUUGAAGCAGAAAAUUUACCAAGAUUACGUUCUGAAAAUCCAUCCAUGCGUCUAUCUCAAGUAAAACAACUGAUGAAUAAAGAAUGGAUGAAGUCACCAAAUAAUCCUAUCAAUCAGAGAUAUAUUAAUUAAAACCAAGUUGAAUCAUUUAUGAUGAUAUUUUUUAUGGUUAUACUAAGAAAAUUACUUGCAAUUGUUUUGUAAUACCUUGAAGUAAUAAUUGGAUUAAUUUACUGACUGAGAAUGUAAGUUUAUUCAAUGUUAUUGAAAGUUGUGGGUUUGAGAUUUUAGUUCAAACUUCCGUAAUAGCUAUUAAGACACAAAUAAAUAAAUUUAAGAAGAGUAUUAAUUUGUGAUUUUAUUUUAAUUAUGUAAUUUUAGU